Messenger RNA from Dermochelys coriacea (leatherback sea turtle), 7790 nucleotides. Its product is annotated as zinc finger protein 84-like. The coding region runs from base 1594 to 4434 and encodes 946 amino acids. Lineage: Eukaryota; Metazoa; Chordata; Testudines; Dermochelyidae. Gene Ontology annotation, cellular component: nucleus. The record is from RefSeq and is a predicted model, not a curated record. Gene Ontology annotation, molecular function: RNA polymerase II transcription regulatory region sequence-specific DNA binding; DNA-binding transcription factor activity, RNA polymerase II-specific. The transcript has 7 exons. Gene Ontology annotation, biological process: regulation of transcription by RNA polymerase II.
UUUGGAAAUGGGACAUUCUGUCAGCGUGAAGGGCCAGGCACUGGGAGGCGUGCAGCUCUCAUGACUUCAGUGGGGAGCUGAUAACCAGCCCCUCCAAAAAUCAGGGGCUGAGUGCAGUUGUCAUGCACAUUAGACUUAACCCUUCAUGUGCUAGAUAGUCAGAGUUGGAACACACGCAAACGCUGGCUACUUUGUAAAGGUUUGGCAGGGGGCUGUAGCGUAUGAAUCAGGGAGGGUUUCUGGCAGCUUCGGAUGAGGCGUGGGGCUCUUGUCCAGAGUGCUGCCAUUCUGUACAUCCCGCCCCCACCAAUCUUGCAUUCUGUGCUGUUCCCCCGUUCUCAAACAAGAUAGUGCAGUGAUAGGAAGGGGAUAGAGGUGGAGCUGAGGCCGGGAGAGAUUGAAAAGACUGGGACUUUUCAGUGUAGAGAGGAGGAUACAAAGAAAUGACUGGAUAGACACGUGAAUCAGGGGCUCUCAUUUAUCACUGCCUGCACUACAUGAACAAAAAGGGCCAUUUAAUGACAUUGAAAGGCAGCACAUUUAAAACUCAUUAAAGGAAGUAAUUGGUGCAUAAUUCACCUGUAGAACUCUCAGCCACAGGAUAGCACUAAGGCCAGGAAUCGCUGAAUUUUGAAACAAAUGAUGGGAUGAGGGGAAAUCCAGGUCUGCCAAUUUGCAUUCUGCAUUCCUGCUUCUUGCAGUGCUACUCUUCAGGGCUGUGGGUCUAGCCGAGCUGGUUGGCUGGGAUAAAGGGGCCCUGCUUUCACUGUUAUCACUAAAAGAAAAGGAUCAGUGAUAUCUUUAAGCUGUACCAGAGGCUGCUGGGAACUGUAGUUUUCUCUCCCCUCCCCAUUAUGUACUGUGAAGCAGGCUAGGCAGCACUCAAGUGUGCUAGCAUCCUCUCGCCAGCAUGGACUACAAGUCCCAGUAGUGCUGAGCGGGCUGGUCUUGGGGAAGUUUGCAAUAACAGGGGCUCUGUGAAUUCAAUACAGAGCCUGGGCUUAGCUGAACUCUUUCCCUAAGAUGGCUGGAGGGAGGUGGGAUGAAAGCGUUGGUCAAGUCUCUCUCUGAGCAGCUUCUCUGCCUUUGUGUUGUGCCUCUCUCCUGCCCCCAGCCCCCGCUUACUAGCGCUACUUGCUGUCAGUGCAGGGAUCUGCAGCAGCCACUCGAAGAAGCUGGGAGAAGAGACGAUUCGAGUUGCCAAUCCUAGUAAAAGGUGAAGGGACAGGAUCUCGUCCUCACAUCCUCCACACAGGAUCCACGUCAUCUUCCACCGAGUCGUCUCCAAUGGGAAAGUGCCUGCAGGGGGUACUGCCCAGGUGCCGGUGACGUCUGAGGACGGCAGGGUCUGCUUCUCCCCAGUAGAGUGGGCGGCGUUAGUGGAGUGGCAGAGGGAGCUGUACGAGCUGGUCACCUCGCUGGGUGAGGACUGUGUCUGUGCACAAGUUAGAGAGGCCUUGGUGCAAGCAGCUCCACGAGGAAGAGCGAUCAGUCUGGGCCCCUGGUGGAGCGCAGGCUCAGGUGUUGCCUGUUGCGGGAUCUGAGAGCCCCAUCCCCCACACGAGGCAGCUGGCCUUGCGGCUGGGUGUAGCCAUGUCUGAAGAGUCGCACCCAUCAAAGGAGGGGGCCGGAUGGCACCGUGAACUGGAGAUGGGCUGUGGAACCUUUUCUCGCGGCGCCACCAAUUCAAAUCCAGGCCACCCAGCUCUCAAACCUGAUCUCUUGUUCCGGAUUGAACGAGGGGAACCCCCAGGUGUUGGGGUUCAGCUGGUCUCUGGUGGCUUAGAGCAUCCGCCAGAUCCCUGCGCAGGCUAUGGAUUUUUCAAGCCCGAUGGUUUAUUCCAUAAUGAGCAAUGGGAGGAGCGAUAUAUGGAGGCUCAGCAGAAACUGGAGGAGAGCAAGAUCCCCGGAAGUGCCUGCGUAGCAGAGCAUGGGGGUGUGAACACAGUGGAGCAGGAAGAGAACUCUGAGAGCUUUGCUGCAGACUUAGAGCUUUCCCCUGUGGUCUGUGACCUUUCUGACGGCUCGUUUCACAGUCGGCAGCUGGUGUUCAAGAGUCAGCAGAGAAACCAGAUAAGGAUCAAGAUGGAGGAAUCAGCCGGCUUCAGCAAGUGUUCAGAUGCCAUCGUGCGCCAGCUAGGGGCUGGGCCUUUCCAGUGUGCUGAGUGCGGGAAACGCUUCCGCCAGAAGCAGAGCCUCAUCACGCAUGAGAGGAUCCACACGGGAGAGAAGCCCUACAGGUGUCCAGACUGCGGGAAGAGCUUCAGCCAGAAGCCCAACCUCCUGACUCACCGGCGGAUCCACACUGGGGAGCGGCCCUUCUCCUGCACACAGUGUGGAAAGAGCUUCAGCCAGAAGGCCAAUCUCAUUGCCCACCAGAGAACCCAUGCAGGGGAGAAGCCGCCGCUGUGGGGUGGGCUUGGGGGGAAGCCAAAGUCCCCAGCACACCAGGGAGACCAUGAGGAAAAGCGGCCAUUCGUAUGUCCCGAGUGCGGGAAGAGUUUCACUCAGAAACCCAACUUGGUGACUCACUACCGGACCCACACAGGCGAGCGGCCCUUCAGCUGUGCCCAGUGUGGGAAGAGCUUCAACCAGAAGACCAACCUGGUGACUCACUACAGGACCCACACUGGGGAGCGGCCCUACGCCUGCUCCCAGUGCGGAAAGCGCUUCACCCAGAAGACCAACCUGGUGACUCACCAGAGCACCCACACGGAUGUGCGACCCUACCCGUGCGGGGAGUGCCAGAAGUGCUUCAAGGACAAGGUGUCCCUGAAAGCGCACCAGAGAACCCACAGCCUGAGUCAGCCCAGACCCUGUGGGAAUCCAGAGCCAAUCCCACUCCACGGUCCGCCCGCCAUGCCGCUCCAGCCCGCAGGCGCUGAGCAGGAGAGCCAGCGCAAUCCUACUCAGCCGGUGCUAGCCCAGAAGAUCCCCGGAAGCCAGGCACCCUGCAUGUGCACUGACUGUGGUAGCAGCUUCCCGCAGAAACAGCAUAUCCCACUGCCCCAGCAAACCCCCUCAGCAGAGCAGCCCUUCCUGUGCAUGCAGUGUGGGGAAAGCUGCCCACAGGCAGCUCUUCUGAAGCACCAGCCCAGCCAUGCCAGGGAGAGGCCCUGCGAGAGCACCCAGUAUGGGAGAGGCCUCAGCCUGAACCAACAUCUCCUCAGACACCUGGAACCCUGCCUGGGCCCUGGUGAUGCGGCGCAUGCGGCCCCCGGGGCAGAGCGGCCCUUCAUCUGUAACCAUUGCGGAAGCAGCUUUAGCUUUUGGCCGGCUCUCAUUGCCCAUCAGGGCAGCCAUGCAGGAUGGCAGCCGUAUCAGCUUCCUGAACGCGGGAAAGGCCUCGGGCCCCGGCUGUCCCUGCCAGCCCAGCAGGAUGCGCAGGUGCGGGAGACAGCCUGGACGUGCCCCGAGUGCAAGCAGAGCUUCAGCCAGCACAGCCAGCUGGCAAAGCACCAGGAAAGCCACUGGGGCGACAGGCCCCAUCGGUGUGACGUGUGCGGGAAGAGCUUCGGCUUGAAAGCCAACCUGAUGACGCACCAGCGGCUCCACACGGGCGAGCGGCCCUUUGCCUGCAGCCAGUGCGGGCGGCGCUUCAACCAGAAGGGGAACCUGGUGACUCACUACCGGACCCACACGGGUGAGCGGCCUUUCUCCUGCCCCCAAUGUGGCAAGAGCUUCAGCCAGAAGCCCAACCUCCUUGCCCACCAGAGAACCCAUGUGGGGCGGCGGCCCUUCGCCUGUGCCCAGUGCCCCAAACGCUUCAAGGGCAAGAUGUCCCUGAAGAUCCACCAGCGUGUCCACAUAGGGGAGAGACCUCCCGCAAGGCCGCCGAGCGUGGAUCUGAUGGAGGCCCACGCCGGGAAGAGGUGCUGUUCCCACUCCCCAUGUGGGAAACCCUUCAAGGAGCUCAUAGCCCUGCAGCUCCCUCAGCGAGUGCCAGGUGGGGAGCGGCCAUACGCCUGCCCGGAGUGUGGGAAAUGUUUCCGGCAGAAGGUCACGCUGGUCACGCACCUCCGGACCCACACCGGAGAGCGGCCGUUCCAGUGUGCCCAGUGCGGGAGGAGCUUCAGCCAGAAGCCCAACCUCCUCACGCACCAGCGGACUCACACGGGCGAGCGGCCCUUCGCCUGCACUGUGUGCGGGAAGGGCUUCAGCUGGAAGCCCAACCUGGUGACCCAUUACCGCACCCACACCGGGGAGCGGCCCUACAGCUGCACCGACUGUGGGAAGACCUUCAGCCAGAAGCCCAAUCUCCUCACUCACCGCAGAACCCACUCCCAGCAGAGACCGUAUGCUUCCCCCAGUGCCACGCAAGCUUCCCCCAUGGACACACCUUCACCCUGCGCCGUUGUGGGGACUGGCCCCACGUGUGCUUGGCCUGCAGAGGGGGCCUCAGCCACUGCAACUCCCACGGCAGGGAGCUCCUGAAGCCAAGCAAGCAGAGACAUGGUGUCAAUGCAGCGGGGGUGGCAGAAGCUCCUGUGUGAGCCGGAGCGAGUAGAGCGUGCGCCUGAUUGGCGAGCUGUACGGUGACUGGAUCUGGGAAUGUGGGGAUAACCCAUGGUGCUGCCGCACCCACGAUACCAGACGCAGACGGGGGAACGUUACAGCCAGAAGCCAGAUCUGACUUCAUUCUACACACACUGAACUUCAGAGAGGGCACAGCUGCUGACAACGAGCAGGCCGGCUGGUUGAUCAGCACGCACUGCUGCAGAGUGCGAAGAGACACCGAGUACUGCUGUGAGCAGAGCGAGGGGCGGGUGCAACAAGCUGGCAGGCCUGGGACCCUAUGGCAAGUGUCCCAGGAAACCAAACCCUGAAAGAGACUCCCUGGGAGGGAACGGUCCGUGGAGCUGUACCCUGUGGUCUCCCUGGAGCUAAACAUGGGGUGGGGGCGGCUCUUGGAAGCUGUGUUCCAAACAGAGGUGAAACCUGGCUAGCCUGGGCGUAAGUUGUACCGAGGGUAUUGCUGGGCUCUGGAUCCCCACCAGAGCCAGCUGCAGGGAAGUGAAAGGCCACCUGAGGCUGCAAGCUCCAGCCCCUGUAGACACAGUUACAGCGUCUCUUUUAUUUUCGUGCCCUCCCCCCAGAGUGUCUGCACUUCAUGGGGGUAUGGGGGGGCAGGAGGCCCAGCCCCAGAGAAGGCUGCGGUUGGUCUGAAAGCAGUGGGGGCCCCACGAGAACGAGGUGCCCUUCUUGGGGAGCAGGAAGGAGAAGCUGGGCGCUGAUGCCCUGGUGGAGGAGGACUGCGUGCUGGGGCACAGUUGAUAACUGUAACGCGAUAGCUGCGCAGCACUGCCGCCCGUCAGGUCAGAACUGAAAACCGGAAGGGGCAGCUGGGGGACGCGGGGAGCCCUGGUACCUGGUUAGCUGAGCCCCGAGCCUGGGCCAGGUGUGUAACUAGCUCCACGGCAGAGAACAGAGCCAUGAAUAGGUUCCAGCAUGAUCUCCCAGCUAUGCUCUGCCUGUCCUCCCAGCAGGAACGUGAAUGACGUAUGUCUCAGAUAGGAAGAAAAGAAAUACUAAUGGCGGGAGGACUGUGGGAGGGGUGGGAGCCUGUGGCUGGGGAGACAUGGGCCACACACAGAACCCCAGGCAGAUUGUGGAGGGCAGAAUGGGGGGCACACAAAGUCUCUAACAUGAGGCUGUGGGUUGUAGCAGGGAGCCCCUGUACUAGAGAAGGAAGGGAGGGUGGCACCCCGGGAGCUUGUGGGGAAUGGAGGGACCCCUGGUAUGUGUGCUGAGCUUGGCGUGCAGAAGUGACAGUGCGUGUGGUGACCCUCUUGUAAGUUCUCUUACUUACAUGGAAACACAGCCAGCAGUCCCCAGGUUGUUACAGCUAAGGGGGUAUCACCUGGGUAGGUCGGUCAUUCAGCAAUGGGCCAGGCUCUGACAGCUGCCCCCAAAGCCGACCCCAGGGCUGUGCAGUCCCACGCAGCAGUGGGCGUCUGGCUCUCAGGCCUCCCCGGGAUCCCUUGUGCUGGCAGCGAAGGCACUGCCUGUCCGUGGAUUGCUGCUGCAGGGUGUGGGGGGGACUGAAGCUGCAGAUGAGUGAGCAGAGGUGGAGAGGGGACACCCUGGCCUGUGGGCGUGGCUGGUUGAACAGGGUUGAAUGAGGGAAAGGAAGAAACCAGGGCUGCUUGGGGCAGGGGGUACCAAAUCCCCUCUUCACUUAGUGACAGUGAGGUGGGGCCUGUGUUCUGCCAUCUCUGCCCGGGCACCAGCCCCGGCUGUCACAAGCACAGGGUUCUGCUUUUCCCACGGGCUGGGGCAGGAGGUUGAGACAGGCUGUGGGAAAGGAGCCCUUUGUGUGACCAUCUCAGACCGGUUCCUGCCAGUCGUUGCCACACUUGGUCCUGUUGGGCAGUCCCAGCACGCAGGCAGAAUGGGCCACUGCCCCUGGCCUCCCCUGGGCCCCAGAGAUGAUCUUCUGGGGCAGGAUUGGGAGAUGUGCAUGCGCACAUGCGAAGCUUGCAGAGCUCUGCCGUACCUGCUGACUGGUUCACAGGGCUGCUAGGCCAACGCCUUUCUCCCGCGCUGACCUUGCAUAGCUCCCCAGGAGCGCUGGGGGAAGAGAUGGCUACGGAACCCACUGGGGCUUUUCUCUCCUUGUGUUUUGCUACUUGACCACACUCUGUCUCAGUGCUGACGUCUCCCGAAGCUUUGGGGCCCCUCCCAGCAGCAGCUGCUGGCUAGGGUGAGAUUGGGCGCUUGAGUGGGAACAAAAUAGCGUGUUGCUUCCUUUCGUUCUUGUCUAGCAUCUGUAUUUCCCCCCAGCAUGCCAGAGAGGCACCGCUGUGCAGCAGGGCCCAUGGAACACGGUGCUAUGGAGGGGUCACUGCCCCAGGUGGCGGGUCAUGAAAGGCUGCACACUCCCCACAAACAGGAUGAGCUGGCAGGGGACUGGGCUGCUUUCACCUUAAAGUACAUUUGUGUAAAAGCUGAGAGCUGUGCGUACCCCCUCCCUGCAGCCAUCUCCCCGCUUUCCUCUUGCUCGUGGGCACGGAGCCACUUCGUUCCCAGCCACUGAGCCGCACCAGUGAGGACCACGUCCUGCUCUGGAUGUUGGUUAGCACUGGGCGUGACACGGACUUGUGCCUUCAGAGGAAGUUCUUCAGGGCGGGCACUCUUCCUGCACCAGGGCUCUUGGUGCUACGCUCAUACUCACAAUAACUGCGUGUGUUUGUACUUGCUGCAGGCCGUGGGCACUCACUAGGUUACAGCAGUAGGAAUGGGCGUUUCAGCCCUCUGGGGUUGAUAAUCUAGGCCUGCCCUGUCCCACGACAGGCCCUGAUGUGCUGCCAUUGUCUGCCACUGGGCCAGGUGUGCGUUUCCAAUGUGCCAGGGAGCUCAUGGACCGGAGGUGGCAUGUCAGUUCCUUGGGGGUCAGCACAGCACUUCCCCACUGGGGUAGGCAGGCAGAGCCUGGAGGAGCGGUAAGGGCUGAGUGUUGCUUGCUGAUCAGGCUCCUGGCUUAGAACACAGCAGACUAGGCAGCCGGGUGGAUGGGACUGGGAGGGACAGGAGGCUGCUGGAUAAGGCGGGAUGGCACAGUUGCUCAGCAUGGUUGGGGACCAUUUCUCUAGCGUGAGGUCAAACCUGCCAUGUACCUGCAGCCCUCUCAUCACCAUCUCGUGCUGCUGCUGUGUGUUCAUGGCAUGGCCCUGGUGGGAAAUGCCCCGUCACCAUCCCUGUUAACCCAGCCCUGCGCUCACGCCGUCUUUAAAGCCUGGCGAGUCUAUUUCCCCCUAAAAUUCAUUUAAAAUUAAAGCUUUGGGGCAGCA